UCAUUUCUCCUUCCGUCCUCUUUCGUACUCUUACGCGGAUGCAGCCAGCAAUAUCCCCCCUCAUGCCUUUAAACCAUCCACCCCACCCCUUCUCUCGCUCCAAGAACUCAUCUGCAAUCCAAAAUCUCCCUCUCUCUCUCUCUCUCUCACACACACACUCACCAACCUUAGCUACUUUGAUCUUGCUCUGUGAACCUCUCAAUGGGCAAUUACGUCUCUUGCACUCUCUCCGUCGGUGCCGGCGGCAGCACCGGAGCCAUCACGGUGAUCCUCCCGGGCGGGGAGGUCCGGCGUAUGGAGGGGCUGGUCAACGCAGCCGAGCUCAUGCUCGACGCGCCCGGACACUUCUUGGUGAACACGCGCUCCAUGCAGGUAGGUCGGCGCUUCGCGGCGCUCUCCGCCGACGAGGACCUGGAAAUGGGCGACGUCUAUGUUAUGAUGCCGAUGAAGAGGCUCAACUCAGUGAUCACGGCGGCUGAUAUGGCUGUGUUGCUGCUGGCUGCGAACAAAAAAGUCCGGCGGGCUUCAGGAGGGAAUUCAAGGGUCUUGCCGGCGUGUACCUCCUCCUCGCCGAAGAAUCCACUAGCAGGGCACGAGUUGGAUGAGGUCGACGAUGAUGUUCCGACGAUGACGACGGCGAUGGCGAUGGAGGACUUUAAGUACAGGUUGUGCCGGUCCAGGAAGCCGACGUUGGAGACGAUAGAAGAGGAGGGCAUCAGCUCAAGACGAGAAUUAUAAGAUGCAUCUUUCCCUUGAUUCGCCUCUUCAUCAUGUGCUUUUGGUGGCCUAGUGGAAGAAGAAGAUUUCAGACCUAGGAUUUCUUUUCAAAAAAAAUCAGAGAAAAAGAUUAUUUAAUUCGAUCUAUGAUGGGGUGAUUCUGUAGCAUGGUCAUUUUCCUCUAGUGGUCAGUAAUCACCACAUUUGUUCAAUGAAUAUGUAAAAAAAGAUUAGAUAAUUUGUAUGGAUUUGGAAUUUUGUAAACUUAGAAUGGUGUUGUUUGCAUCUCAGAACGGGAGGUUAAUAAUAAUAAUCAAAAAAAUGACU
Messenger RNA from Phoenix dactylifera (date palm), 1044 nucleotides. RefSeq lists its product as uncharacterized. Lineage: Eukaryota; Viridiplantae; Streptophyta; Magnoliopsida; Arecales; Arecaceae. The record is from RefSeq and is a predicted model, not a curated record.